UGAUCAGCUGUUGUGAUUGUUAUUAAAAAAAAUAACUGUUUAAAUUAUUUCAAAUCAAAAACAUAAACUUUAUAACUUUUUAAUAUGUCAUUAAAAAACAGUGGUUGUUGGUGUAUUGUACCAACAUGUAAAAAUACCGGUAAAUCUAAUCCAAAUAAAAUUUUUAUAAAUGUUCCAUCAAAUAAAUUAAAACGAAAAAUGUGGUUGGAUGCAUGCCGGAAUAAAAGUGAUUAUUCUUUAUCAAGUCGACUUUAUUGUUGUGAGGAUCAUUUUGAUUUAAAAAUAGAUAUGGAAAAUUAUUUAGAGUGGAAAAUGAUUGGUGGUAACAAACGGAUGAAAAGUAAUAUUUUGCCACAUAAAUACAUUGAAAAAUCAAAACUGACAAGUGUAGAAGUUUCUCCAAUGGAAGCAGAUGAACAAAGUUCUGAGAAAUCCAGCUUCAAUUUUGAUGAUAAAAUGAUAGGUCGAAAUUCAAGCAAUAAUAUCAAUAAUAUGGAUCUGGAAUAUUUGGAUACUGUAAAUUCUACUGCAUCUCAAGAUUUUAAAGCCAGUGCAUCUAAUGUUUUUUAUGAUAUUUUUCCUCCUCAAUCUAUAAAAGUUAAUGCUGCAGUUCAAGUCAAGAUAAGAAGUUUGUAUAGGAGUACACAAAUUCAGUGUAAACCUCAAACAAAAGACCGUGCAACUUCUCCCAUUAAAAUAUUCUCUGGAGUAAAAAAUUUGGAUGACUCAUGUUCUUCAUCAAUUAGUAAUAAUCAAGUAAUGAACACAUCAAAUACAACAGUAAGUUCAUUCCCAACUUCUUCCGAUAACCUUUUGUCGACAAAUCCAAGUACUGAAAAUGAGUGGAAAAGCCAAUAUCAACAAGAAGAAUUCCAAAAAUUAAAUUUAAAACAAGCUUUCCAAAAAAUUCAACAAUCACCUCGUAAAUAUAUCGGUAUUCCAAACGACUGUAUGGAUAUUAUCGAUAUUUUACGGACUGCUAAAUUAAGUGAUGUUGAAAUCUUUCUCACAUUAAAAAAAAUAAGACUUAAUGAAAGUUUUGCUAUUUUAGCAGAUGAUUUUGGGAUGUCUACUUCUAAUGUAAGUCGUACAUUUACUAAGACCUUGCCAAUCAUAACUAAGUAUUUAAAAGACUUCAUUAUUUGGCCUUCAUCUGCAAAAAUUAAACAACAAUUGCCAAUGAGUUUCAGGAGUCGUUAUGCCGCAGUUGAAUCGAUCAUUGAUUGUUUGGAAAUUGAAAUUGAAAAGCCAACAGACCCAGUUAAACAAUCAUUAACAUGGUCAGAAUACAAAAAAUGUAAUACUGUGAAAUAUUUAGUAUCUUGUACUCCAGAUGGUAUAGUUAAUUUCAUAUCACCAGGUUAUGGUGGUAGAGCAUCUGAUGCAGAAAUAGUUUCAAUCUCUGGAUACUUGGAUUAUUUAAAGCCAGGUGCAGUUGUAUUAGCAGAUAGAGGUUUCAAACAUAUUGAAAAUUUAGUAGUUGCGAAAAAAUGUACAUUGAUUAGACCUCCUACAGUAAGCUCUAAUAAGCAACCAACUCAUGAUGAAGUCAUUGCGACGAAACGAAUCGCUAGCCUUCGAAUUCACAUUGAAAGGUUAAUAAGAAGAAUCAGAGAAUUUCAUAUUUGUGAACCUCAUUCAUCUGUUAAUAUUAAAUUGAUUCCGCAAAUGAAUAAUAUUAUCACGAUCGUCGCUGCUUUAACAAAUUUACAAGGACCACUGAUAAAAAAAACAUAAGUAACAUUAGAGAUUAAUUAAAAAUAUAAUAUUAAUUAUUUUACAAAAUUUUGUUAUUCACAGUAAAUAAGCUUAUGUAUAUAUCUAUUAACAUUCAA
Messenger RNA from Microplitis mediator, 1835 nucleotides. RefSeq lists its product as uncharacterized. The record is from RefSeq and is a predicted model, not a curated record. Lineage: Eukaryota; Metazoa; Arthropoda; Insecta; Hymenoptera; Braconidae. The coding region runs from base 85 to 1737 and encodes 550 amino acids. The transcript is spliced from 2 exons.